This is a messenger RNA of Canariomyces notabilis, 726 nucleotides long. Its product is annotated as tetrahydrobiopterin biosynthesis enzymes-like protein. Gene Ontology annotation, molecular function: dihydroneopterin aldolase activity. Bases 1 to 726 code for a protein of 241 amino acids. The record is from RefSeq and is a predicted model, not a curated record. The transcript has 2 exons. Gene Ontology annotation, cellular component: cytoplasm. Gene Ontology annotation, biological process: folic acid-containing compound metabolic process. Lineage: Eukaryota; Fungi; Ascomycota; Sordariomycetes; Sordariales; Chaetomiaceae.
AUGGCAGACUACGUUUUCUUGCGAAAUAUCCGCCUCAGUGCCAAGAUAGGGCUUGAUUGCUGGCACAGGGACAAGGCGCAGCCGGCGCUGAUUUCCCUGUCUCUACCCACCGACGUUGAUCUGGCCGGGCAAACGGAUGACGUGGCCAUGACUGUCAACUAUGGCACUGUCUACAAGGCCAUUGAUGGCAGCGAUCUGGGAACAACGUCGUAUGCCACGCUAGACGCUUUCGCCGAAGCAACAGCCCGUAUUGCCUUGGAGACCGGCGGCGGCAAGACGGUCAGGGCUACCGUGAGACUUCCCAAGGCCAUUAUGCAGGCUGCAGAAGGAGAACAGGGCGGUGUCUCCAUGGACCUUGAGAUGACGACUGGUGAAGAAGGAGUCAAGUCAGUGCAAUCAAAGGUGCUUCACGUGCAUAAUCUCCGUGUCGCCUGCAUUUUGGGUGUCAACGAGCACGAGCGGAAGGAAAAGCAGGUGGUCGUCUUGAACCUGGAUCUUUACGGCUGGGUUCUGCCUGAGAAGACGGAUUACCAAAAGGACUUUACGCCCGUUAUUCAGCUUGUCGAGGAGUCGAGCUACCUCACACUUGAGGCUCUUGCCUCGGCCGUGGCAAAGUGUCUCAUCCUGCACCUUCAUUUCAGUACCGUCCGAGUGAGCAUCGAGAAACCCAACGCGUACGGAGGGGCGGACUGCCCUGGCGUAGUCAUAACAAGAUCCCAUACAUGA